This is a messenger RNA of Dictyostelium purpureum, 399 nucleotides long. RefSeq lists its product as uncharacterized. The record is from RefSeq and is a predicted model, not a curated record. The transcript is spliced from 3 exons. Gene Ontology annotation, molecular function: GTPase activator activity. The annotation marks the transcript as partial. Lineage: Eukaryota; Evosea; Eumycetozoa; Dictyosteliales; Dictyosteliaceae.
AUGAAUAACAGAAACAGCGAAGAAAAGGUAACACAACAAUGCAUUCAAAAAUUAGAAGAGUUAUUAAAAUUAGAAGAAAAUAGAUAUUGUGUUGAUUGUGGUGCUAAAAAUCCAAGAUGGUGUUCAACAAAUUUAGGUAUCUUUAUUUGUAUGAGAUGCUCAGGUAUUCAUCGUUCAUUAGGUGUCCAUAUUUCAAAAGUUAGAAGUGUAACCUUGGAUAAAUGGAAUUUCGAUUUAUUAGAACAAAUGCAAAACAUGGGUAACCGUAAAGCUAACCAAAUUUAUGAAGAGUUUAUGCCAGCUCAUUUCAGAAAGCCAGAUCAUAAUACUGAUACUCAUACUUUAGAACAAUUUAUUAGAGGUAAAUAUGAAAGAAAAGAGUUUAUGAGAAAAGACUCA